This is a messenger RNA of Apodemus sylvaticus (European woodmouse), 3860 nucleotides long. RefSeq names its product protein tyrosine phosphatase non-receptor type 1 (gene Ptpn1). The transcript is spliced from 9 exons. Gene Ontology annotation, molecular function: protein tyrosine phosphatase activity. Gene Ontology annotation, biological process: protein dephosphorylation. The record is from RefSeq and is a predicted model, not a curated record. The coding region runs from base 141 to 1439 and encodes 432 amino acids. Lineage: Eukaryota; Metazoa; Chordata; Mammalia; Rodentia; Muridae.
GCUGCCGGCUUGACAUGCAGAAGCCGCUGCUGGGGAGGUUGGGGCUGAGGUGGUGGCGGGCGACGGGCCUCGGGACGCGGAGCGACGCGGCCUAGCGCGGCGGACGGCCGAGGGAACUCGGGCAGCCGACCCGUCCCGCCAUGGAAAUGGAGAAGGAAUUCGAGCAGAUCGACAAGGCUGGGAACUGGGCGGCUAUUUACCAGGAUAUUCGACAUGAAGCCAGUGACUUCCCGUGCAAAGUAGCGAAACUUCCUAAGAACAAAAACCGGAACAGGUACCGAGAUGUCAGCCCUUUUGACCACAGUCGGAUUAAAUUGCACCAGGAAGAUAAUGACUAUAUCAAUGCCAGCUUGAUAAAAAUGGAGGAAGCCCAGAGGAGCUAUAUUCUCACCCAGGGCCCUUUACCAAAUACAUGUGGGCACUUCUGGGAGAUGGUGUGGGAGCAGAAGAGCAGGGGCGUGGUCAUGCUCAACCGCAUCAUGGAGAAAGGCUCGUUAAAAUGUGCCCAGUAUUGGCCACAGAAAGAAGAAAAGGAGAUGGUCUUUGAUGACACAAAUUUGAAGUUGACACUAAUCUCUGAAGAUGUCAAGUCAUAUUACACAGUCCGACAGUUGGAGUUGGAAAACUUAUAUACCCAGGAGGCUCGAGAGAUCCUGCAUUUCCACUACACCACGUGGCCUGACUUUGGAGUCCCCGAGUCACCGGCCUCUUUCCUCAAUUUCCUAUUCAAAGUCCGAGAGUCGGGCUCUCUCAGCCCAGAGUACGGCCCCAUUGUGGUCCACUGCAGUGCCGGCAUCGGGAGAUCGGGGACCUUCUGUCUGGCUGACACCUGCCUCUUACUGAUGGACAAGAGGAAGGACCCAUCUUCUGUGGACAUCAAGAAGGUGCUGCUGGAGAUGCGCAGGUUCCGCAUGGGCCUCAUCCAGACAGCCGACCAGCUGCGCUUCUCCUACCUGGCUGUCAUCGAGGGUGCAAAGUUCAUAAUGGGUGACUCGUCAGUGCAGGAUCAGUGGAAGGAGCUCUCCCAUGAAGACCUAGAGCCUCCACCCGAGCACGUGCCCCCACCUCCCCGGCCACCCAAACGCACACUGGAGCCUCACAACGGGAAGUGCAAGGAACUCUUCUCCAACCACCAGUGGGUGAGCGAGGAGACCUGUGAGGAUGAAGACAGCCUGGCCAGAGAGGAAUGCAGAGCCCUCUCAAGUGCAGUGCACAACAUGAGCAGCAUGAGUCAAGACACUGAAGUUAGGAAACGGAUGGUGGGUGGAGGUCUUCAAAGUGCUCCAGCAUCUGUCCCCACCAAGGAAGAGUUGUCCCCAAGCGAGGAGGAACAAAAGGCACAUUGGCCAACUCACUGGAAGCCCUUCCUGGUCAACGUGUGCAUGGCCACGGUCCUGGCGACCGGCGCGUACUUCUGCUACCGGGUAUGUUUUCACUGACGGACUGGGCGGCGUGAGCAUGGUGGGCACUGCCGCUGCCCAGCUUAGGAUUCGGUCUGCAGCGUCUGACCUGGUGUAGAGGGAACAACAGCUCGCAACCCUGCGCUGGAACUGGAAGGGCCAGCCCCCAGGAGGGGCAUCAGUGCACUGGGCUUUGAAGGAGCCCAUGGUCCCAAGAACAGAGUCUAAUCUCAGGGCCUUAACCUGUUGAGGAGAAGUAGAGGAAAUGCCAAAUACUCUUCUUGCUCUCACCUCACUCCUCCCUUUCUCUGGUUCGUUUGUUUUUGGAAAAAAAAAUUACAACACAUUGUUGUUUUUAACAUUUAUAAAGGCAGGUUUUUGUUACUUCUGGAGAAAAAAAAAGAUGCUAGGCACUGGUGAGAGUCUCUCUUGCCCUUUGGCGUGGGCUCAGAUUCAGGAUUUCCAUUGAUUCCAGGGGAAGGAUCCCGCCGGUCAGGACUGCAGCGUUAGUUCGUCUGGGUUGGGCAGCCCCCCACUGUGCACCCUGAGCUUGCAGGUGCCCUGGAGCCCGCCCUGUUGUGAGGAGGGCAGCCGCACUGCACAGGCAGCCUCUGAACAAGCCGGCCCGUUUCCCUCAGGUGUUCCCUGCAGGUUCCAUCCUCCUCAGUCUCCUCCCUCUGUGUGACUGCCAUCUUGCAGAUGGCCCAGCCCUCACCACCCCAUCCCUGUAAAGGGGUUCCCCUGAGGGCCUCGCCUGAGGGUCAGAGGUGGCUGCUUAGUGCUGGGUUUCCAUUUCAUUGGAAAGUAAUUACUACUCUGUAGAAGCCAUUCCACUGACAUGCAAGCAAGACUCCUAAAGGUGGGAGGAGUCUUGGUGUUAUGGAAGCCGCUCCCAGGACCUGUGCGGACCUCCGAACCACUCAGUCCUGUCCCAGUGACCGUCCGUGAAGGCAUCGGAGAGAUGACUUUUGCAGACUGCAAAGCCUUUUCCUGAGUGGUGAUUUUCAGAGUCUGGACGUAUAAACGCUACCAAGCGAGCGCUCACCAUGCUGCCUUCCAUGCUGGUGUGGCCGCGGCCUUGGGGAGGUGGGUGCUGUAGGUGCUGUGGGUGCAGUCGCUUGCUGCACAGCCUGCCUCUGAGCUUCAGGCCACGUGGCCAUGGUGGCCCGCAGAGCGAGCUGUGAUGGAGGCUUUUCACAGAGCCACCUUCCCGGGCCAUGCAUCUCCCUUCCUGCCUUACCUUCUGCUUCCUUCCCUGCCCACAAUCACCAGGAGCGCGCGGGCCUCCUGUGCAAGCAGAGCGGUGUGCGGCCAGGCCCGCCUCCCGAGGAGCCACUCUACUCUUAUUUAUUUACUUUGCCCAGAGGCGGGCCCCCAUGAGCACACCCUGAAACUGACCAUGUAAGGUGCUGGCCUGCAUCCAUGACUGUCAGGUACAGUAGCAGGUCAGUCCUGGGGUUGAGGCAUGAGUGCAGGACUGACAGGAGCCACUGUGGCCAGUGCUGGGGCCAGGAGCAGGCACAGGAGCUGGAGGGUGUGAGGAGUAGUCGUCAGGACCGUAGGACAGUGGUUUGUGCAGAGUACCUGCUGAGAUGUGAAGGAUGGGGCUGGGCUUCCUGCCCAGGCCCUUCUAGAUCCCAGUCCCAGCCUCUGCUUUCCCUGAGUUUAAAAACACCGGCUCCUGUCCUGGUGGUGCCAUGUGCUUGACAUGGGAAACCGUAGAUGGCCGCUCACUGUCCUCUCAUGCUCUGAGCAAAGGUGGCCACGCUGAGUAACCACCGCCACUCAGUGAGAACAACACCGCCCAGUGCAGAUGCCCGCCACACCCUGCUGGGUCGCAGCCAUUCCACUUGCACCUCAUUCCCUGGAUACUUGGGCAAGCAGGCCCUUCCACGUCUGGGACCAGCUCCUCCAUUCCAAGGUCCCGCUGUUCUGCAGCAGGCAGCUUGUGAAUAAACACCCUCCUGGGAACAGUGUGGGUGACAGUCCUUAGUCAGCCUGCUAUCAUUGCUGGUCCAGGUCACCUUGCCCAGAGAGUAUGGCUCUUGAGCCUGGGAGAGACUGCAACGGUGCUCAUGACUCGUGUGAGGGGAACCUGACCUCCACGUUGGGUGGCUUUUUAAAAUAAGCGAAGGCAGCUGGAACUCCAAACUGCCUCUUGCCAGCAUUUCACAUUUUGCCUUUGACCCAGAGAAGCCAGCACAGAGCCACUGGGGAAUGUGAUGGCCUUGCCUGCAGAGCUGGGGAGGUGGCACAGCCAGAGUCCAGGCUGGGCACAGUUAACAGUGCGUUGUGUCUGGAGUAGUACAGCGUGUACAGUAGCCUUAGAGGUGGGUAUCCUGGAAAACAGGCGCUCGCGCCCGACCUGUCACCCCUGUUGGAGGUAGCAAGCUGCUGUAUGCCUUAAGUCAAUAUUUACUCAGCAGGGCGUUCUCUCUCUCUCUCUCUCUCUCUCUCUCU